Molecule: messenger RNA, 989 nt
Organism: Blastomyces gilchristii SLH14081
Lineage: Eukaryota; Fungi; Ascomycota; Eurotiomycetes; Onygenales; Ajellomycetaceae
Product: glutaredoxin domain-containing protein
Exons: 3
Coding region: 1-858 (285 amino acids)
Biological process (GO): cellular response to oxidative stress
Cellular component (GO): fungal-type vacuole; Golgi lumen; cytoplasm
Molecular function (GO): glutathione disulfide oxidoreductase activity
Source: RefSeq, a predicted model, not a curated record
AUGAAGCGCUCAUCCCCAGCUUUCCCUACCCGACACGCCUCCUUCCCCACUGCCAGUGGUCACCGAAUCAUGCUGCCGUCUGCCCGCCGUAGCAUGAGGUUAUUGAUGAUGGCCGUGCUUGGGGUGGUGUUUUUAAUAUGUUACUUGAGUGCCAACGCAAGUCGAAUCCAGAAUGAAGAAUUCUACCAACAAACCGUCGAGGCGAUAGAUGCCAGAGCCUCGCGGAGACUCGGCGAGAUGAGCGGCGGCGGCGACGACGACGAGAACCUCUUCCAGAAGCUGCGGACGACCAAAUUGGCGCCGGAGGAUAGGCAGGCGAUCGCGGUUGAGCGGCAGAGAUAUGAGAGCCCGCUAAAGAUGACGCCUCCUGGUAGCGGUGGUGAUGGUGGUGAUGGUGGUAGUGGUGUUGGAUCAAAUGAGAAGUCUAUCGCGGGGAGGAAGAAGAUGCCUGCCGUCUCGCAGCCUGCAUUAUCGGAGAGUAAUCAUGAGGAGAAUCUGGAGGUGGAGGCGGAACUUAAUGCUAUUCUUAAGAGGUCGCCUGUCAUAAUAUUCUCCAAAUCCUACUGCCCCUACAGCCACAAAGCUAAAUCCAUCCUCCAAUCCAAAUACACCAUCACCCCCGGCCCCUUCGUCGUCGAGCUCGAUAUGCACCCUCUCGGCCCGCAGCUGCAGGAGGUCCUUGGGCGCAACACCGGCCGCAGAACCGUGCCAAACGUCCUCGUCAAUGGCAUGACCAUCGGCGGCGGAGAUGAUAUCGAGGACCUCGAUGUUACGGGCCAGUUGGCGGCGAAGAUAAAGACUCUGGGCGGGAAGAGGGUUAUGGAGAUGCGGGUGAGGGAUCAGGGGACGUCGCUUUGAUUUUGGAUGAAUUCUCUCUCUCUUUCCUUCCUUCCUUCCUUCCUUCCUUCUUUCUUUCUUUCUUUUCUCUUUUCUUUCGGUCUUCCCUUUUAACGGAUGGACAGAAGGUAGAACAUGGUUUCUCCCUCCCU